AUGCAAUUUCUAACAUUAGAGGUGGUAAUUAUAAAAUUGAUAAUUUAGAAUUAUAAGAUUUUGUUAGUGUUUGUGAUUUCAGCAAUUUUAGAGGGAUAUCCUGAUUUUUAGGAGAAUAUAUAUAAAAUCUAGAAAUUCACUCUCGUGUUAUGGUGA
Messenger RNA from Paramecium primaurelia, 156 nucleotides. Lineage: Eukaryota; Ciliophora; Oligohymenophorea; Peniculida; Parameciidae. The record is from the annotation of a GenBank genome assembly.